AUAAAUAAAAAAGAAAAAGUUCGAUCUCGUGCAACGUGUUCUGAGCAACAACAGCGUCGCCCUCUUCGCUCUUCGCGAAAUUUAUGAUUAAGCGCCAUAGGCGACCUCUCUCUCCGGGACCCUCUCUCUCUCUCUCUCUCUUUCUCUCUCUCUUCUCACUCUACAAUGAAGAGAGGUUCUCGAACGAUCCAAUAGAGAAAGGAUGUCGGAGCUUUCCGCAGCAGUGAAAGGAGAAUCCUGGCAUUCCGACCAUCAAAGAAUUGCAUUAUCUCCAUCCAACUUAUCUUCUGGCAAUCCUGUAAAUAUGGAAGUUGGAGAUGACGAUGAAGAGGAGGAUUUGGAUUUCAAUCCUUUUUUGAGGGAAGAAACUCCUUCAGAUGCCUCAUCAAGUCUGACUUCAGAAAAUGAAGGUGCAUCUGCUAGUGUUGAUAAAAUUAUGAGCUCUUCAGAUCAACAAGAUGUUAAUACAGCGUCUAGGCCAAUUGAUGAGACUCAACAUUGUAGUUUAAUUAUUGGAAAAGAGGAUGAGAAUACCCUGAUGCAUAAUAGGCUUGCAACAGACGAUGACUGUGGGAAAGAACCUGUUCAAGAAAACCAAGGGACAAAUUGUACACAGCAGGAGGAAAACUUAACUGUUUGUGGGAAAUCCCAGAAUCCAACGAUCAGCAUAGAUGAUGAGGAUGCCAUCUUUAAGCGCACACGGGCUCGCGUUUCUCUGGCAAAUUAUACACUCGAAGAAUUAGAGACCUUUCUCCAGGAAUCUGAUGAUGAUGGGGACCUACAAAAUAUUGAUGAAGAAGAGGAAUAUCGUAAGUUUCUUGCAGCUGUUCUACUGGAUGGAGGAGAUGACAAACACAAUGGACAGGGGGAUGAUAAUCUGGAUGAAGAUGAGAAUGAUGCUGACUUUGAAAUUGAAAUUGAGGAGGCAUUAGAAAGCGAUGCUGAUGAAAAUAUCGAAAAUGAGAAAUUAUUAGAUGACAAGCAAGAGGAAGAUUCCCGUAGGCCCGUGACUCGGCAGAAGAAACGGCUUAAGGAGUCAGCUGAAAGUAAGAAAUGCUUUCUGGGGCAACCAAAAUUGCCCUUGCGUCCUAUUCUGCCGUAUGUUGCUCAUGCCCAAGUAUCCCCUCUCCCUGCCUAUGGAUGGCAGUUUCCUUCUAAAAAUGGAGCUGAUUUGGCGAAUGGAUUCACAGCUCAGCAAAUAGGCCAGCUCUAUUGCUUAAUACAUGAGCAUGUUCAACUUUUAGUUCAAGUCUUCUCUGUUUGUGUUCUUGAUCCAUCACGACAGCCGGUUGCUGUUGAAGUUCAAAAGAUGAUCACAGAGAUGGUUUGUAGGCGCGAGGAAGCCUUGGUUUCGAACAAAGUUCCUUAUCCGAGGACUUGCUUUGAGACUCCAUAUCUUCGUUCAUCACUUGAUAAUGCUUCUAAUCAGAGUUCAGAAUUCUCCCACUGGAUGCCAUUAAUUGAUUGCCCUUUAUUUUCCAUUCUUGAUGUGGCACCACUAAGGCUGGCAAAUAGUUACACAACUGAUGUUACAGCUACUGUUGUAAGGUAUAGGCAGAGUCAUUUGGACAAUGCAGCUGACAAAAGCCACUUGAAAAGAGAACCUCUUUUUCCUUUGCCUAUGAUCGACACCGGCAGGGAGAGUAAUAAUAAGCUUCUUGGAGGAUUUAAUACAAUGUCUACAGUUUCAUCACUUUCACCUGGUCAGCUGCAACCUAAAAAGUCAUUAGCUGCUACCCUUGUAGAAAGUACCAAGAAGCAAUCAGUUGCUAUCGUCCCUGUGGAUAUAGCCAGAUUAGCACAGAGGUUUUUUCCUCUGUUUAAUAUUGCGCUGUUUCCUCACAAACCUCCGUUGCCAGCAGUUGCAAACCGUGUGCUUUUCACUGAUGCGGAGGAUGGAUUACUAGCAAUGGGACUGAUGGAGUAUAAUAAUGAUUGGGGUGCGAUACAGAAGCACUUUCUUCCUUGUAAGUCGAAACAUCAGAUUUUCGUCAGACAGAAAAACCGCAGCUCUUCUAAAGCUCCUGAGAAUCCAAUUAAGGCUGUGCGACGUAUGAAGACCUCUCCGUUGACAAUAGAUGAAAAGGCACGGAUCUACGAGGGACUUAAAUUAUUCAAACAUGAUUGGAUAUCUGUUUGGAAAUUUUUUGUCCCACAUCGAGAUCCGUCACUAUUGCCACGCCAGUGGAGAAUUGCUACUGGAACCCAGAAGUCCUACUGUAAAAGUGAAGCUGUUAAAGAAAAGAGGCGAUUAUAUGAAGCAAAAAGAAGAAAAAUGAAAGCUUUAACGGCUGAUACAGAAACAAUACCUGGAAACGAGGUUGACAAUGGAGGACCUAACAGUUCGGAUGAAAUGGAUAAUGAAAACGAAGCUUAUGUUCAUGAAGCAUUUUUAGCAGACUCGAGCAUUGGUAGGAAUGACACACAGUCUGUUCAGUUGAUACAGCAUGAGGGGGCUUACAUUGGUCAAAAAUCCUCCACUAAUACAGAUGAAUCUGAUGAUCUACAUCAAGUAGGUGGAACAAAGCUUGAUCUUCCAACAUCCUCAAAGACUUUUGAAAACACGAAUGAUUUUUCCAAGCAGACUGGUGUAUACUCUGUUUCACCUAUGAACUUAUUUUCUGGGUCAAAGUCAAAGUCCAUAGGGAAAAAUAUGUUGGUCUCAGUGCCUCAAGCACGCAAAAAUAAAGGGGCCCGGGUAGUGAAGUUGGCUCCCGACUUGCCACCUGUAAACCUCCCCCCCUCUGUUCGUGUGAUAUCCCGCUCAGCUUUUCAUGGCUUUCGUGGUGGAUCAUUAUUUUCUAACAUCAGUUCUAAUGCAACGAAAGAUGUUGUUUCUACGAGCUCUCAGGCCAUUACAAAAUAUAUUAAUACAGAAAAUCCAGGAAAACAGUUGAAUCUAUGCUCUGAUGGGGGUCCCCAUACAAAUAUGGCUGAAGAAAAUCCUGUUGAGUCUGAUUUCCAGAUGCAUCCUCUACUAUUCCAGUGUCCUGAAGAUCAAUCAUCAUAUUACCAUCAAGUGAGCAGAUACAGUUUUCUCUCUCAGAAUAGCGGUCAGGUUGAUCCCGUAGUGGGAGUAAAAGAUAACAUCAACAUUAUUUCGUACUCGAGAGAAGCUCCUGCAGAGGUGCAUACUAUCGACUUCCACCCUCUACUGCAAAGAAGUACUGGUGCAACUUUGUCGACCAGAAUUAGAGGUUCUGAGAACAUAGUAUCAGAUGUAGAGUGCCAUCAAUUCCUCGACCAAUCUGACUGUAACUUGAGAGAAUCUGUAAGCCACAGUGAGAAGGAAAACAAUCUUGACUUGGAUUUCCGCUUAUAUUCUGCAACAGAUAAUGAAAACUUAAAAUUUGCUAGCAGAGAUUCACUUGAGCAUGUCGAGUCAAGGACUUCUUAUUUGAAGCAUAGUGGUCUUUCAAAUUCGAGCAGAGUUUUUGCCCAGUCACAAGAGUGCGAGGUGGAAAAUGUUCAUCUUAUUGGACCUGAACCUACUAGAAUGAAUAAUUAUGCUCGCCAAUCCUUGGAAGAGCGUAAUGAGGAGUCUUUGCCAGGUAUUGUAAUGGAACAGGAGGAAUUGAGUGAUUCGGAUGAAGCGAGUGAACAUGUGGAGUUUGAACGUGAGGAAAUGGACGAUUCAGAGGAAGAUGCACAACCUUCUCAAACCCACAAUCAGGAUAUUCAAACCUUUGUUUCUCUGGGGGAACACCAAGCCAUUGAUGAACAUAGUCAAGUGCAUCGGCCAAGAUCAAUCAUCCAACAAGGACCAGCCCAAGAGAGCAAACUCUGUUCAAGCUCAUCACAGGCGCGACAAGAUCCAUGUCAUGCUAAUGUUCCCCAAUUAAAGCCAAAGAAAGACUCUGGCAAAAAGGACACGUUGCGCAAAACUCAUCUUGGUGCAGCUCAUGCACGUCCUCAUCAAUCGAGCAAGGCGCGACCAAAAAGCUCGAGAGCCUGCCCAAUUGAACCGCGGCGGCUGCAUUUGCAAACGGAUACCGAAUGCAUGAAUGCUAAUCCCAGAAAACCGAGAAAACGGUCAGCUCCAAAUUAAUUCAGUGCUAACCUUUUUUUUCUUUUUCUCUUUCUCUCUUGCUCUGUAUAUCUUUGAGACUAAAAGAUCCAGUGGUGCUUUUUAGCCGGUUUAGUUAUUCGGGAACAACCAUCAAAAAAUAAUAAUAAUAACAAGUUAACAACGGAAAAAAGAAAAGGCACUGAUAACCAAAUUAGCAUUUGACACCCUAGGCUUAGCUACUAACUGUAACUUCUUAGACAACUUCCUCGUAGGAAUAUAUUUAGAUUAGAACCUGUGAGGAAAGCGAGUGAGGCGGUUCUCUGCUUCAGAUAUUGGUGGAUGUACCUUGUAAUUUGUUAAUGAUGUAUUGUAUACACCACACUUGUAAAUGUUUGAGGUCUUUCUCCAUGUGCAGAAAUGAUACUAAGGAGCUUUUAGAUUCGUUGCAA
Messenger RNA from Ananas comosus (pineapple), 4458 nucleotides. RefSeq lists its product as uncharacterized. Gene Ontology annotation, biological process: regulation of DNA-templated transcription. Gene Ontology annotation, molecular function: transcription coregulator activity. Gene Ontology annotation, cellular component: nucleus. The transcript is spliced from 9 exons. Lineage: Eukaryota; Viridiplantae; Streptophyta; Magnoliopsida; Poales; Bromeliaceae. The coding region runs from base 203 to 4048 and encodes 1281 amino acids. The record is from RefSeq and is a predicted model, not a curated record.